This is a messenger RNA of Acanthosepion pharaonis, 876 nucleotides long. NCBI's taxonomy places the organism in Eukaryota, Metazoa, Mollusca, Cephalopoda, Sepiida, Sepiidae. The record is from the annotation of a GenBank genome assembly.
AUGGCUGCCUGUUACUUCCGCGCGAGAAAUUUCUCAAUUCCCGACCGUCUUGUUUAUAUUGACAUUUUUUUUUCUCUCACCUCGACUGUGCUUCUACCCGUGUUGGGUCUUCCUUCACGAGCUCGUGGUCAUCUAUAUUUAUCCGAGGUGUCACCAUUCAGUGGCAUAUCCGUCAAGCGGUGUUGUUUGAAACUGUCUAGUGAUCUAUCUGGAAUUCGAUAUCUAUUCAAUUGUGACGGCUUAUUCAACAGAAUCUAUCUAUCUAUCUAUCUAUCUAUCUAUCUAUCUAUCUAUCUAUCUAUCUAUCUAUCUAUGUUCAUAACUAUUUAUCAAUUUCUCAAAUCUAUCUAUCUAUCUAUCUAUCUAUCUAUCUAUCUAUCUAUCUAUCUAUCUAUCUAUCUAUCUAUCUAUAACUGUAUGUUCAUAACUAUUUAUCAAUUUCUCAAAUCUAUCUAUCUAUCUAUCUAUCUAUCUAUCUAUCGUCUCUCACUUUCUUUCUAUAUAUUAUUAAAUAUCUAUUUUUCGAUCUCUAUCGAUAUAAGUCUUUCUUUCUCCAUCUCAUCAUUUUUUUUUAUUUUCUUUCUUUUUCAUUUUUACAUUUUGACUUUCUUUCUUUCUUUCUUUGAUUGUUUGAUUUUUUCUUUCUUUCUUUCUUUCUUUCUUUCUUUCUUUCUUUCUUUAUUACACAUUGUUUUAUUUACUUAUCUUUCAUUUUUCUUUUUUAUUAUCGUUAUUAAUUUUCUUUCUUUCUUAUUGCUGUUAUUCAUUUUCUUUCUUUCAUAUUUUCUUUAUUCAUUUUCUUUCUUUCUUAUUGACGUUCUUUCUUUCUUUCUUUCUUUCUUUUUCAUUAACUUAUUUCCACUUACAACAAAUUAA